This is a messenger RNA of Melopsittacus undulatus (budgerigar), 850 nucleotides long. It is a transcript of the gene RBP5, whose product is annotated as retinol binding protein 5. Gene Ontology annotation, molecular function: fatty acid binding. Gene Ontology annotation, cellular component: cytosol; nucleus. The record is from RefSeq and is a predicted model, not a curated record. Lineage: Eukaryota; Metazoa; Chordata; Aves; Psittaciformes; Psittaculidae. The transcript is spliced from 4 exons. The coding region runs from base 377 to 784 and encodes 135 amino acids. Gene Ontology annotation, biological process: fatty acid transport.
GCAGCUCGCAGCUAACCCGCGUCACGGUGCGAGGAGCGGCAGCUGCGGGGAAGAGUUGCCGCUGGUUGGUAGCCAAGAGUUUAACAACAGCAGCCCCCGGGGAGGGCGGAGAGUGAGGAGGUGACCGCCGCUCUCAAACCCUGCCCCCCGAGGCGGAGGUGCAGGCGGCAGGGGCAGUCCCAGCCUUGUCCUCGCUCCUCGGUGCAGGGACUCUUACUGCAGUGGGGAGUCCGGGAGCCGGGCAGCCCCGCAGCCCUCGGCUCACCGCGGGAGGGAAACCGGCCCGCCCGGCGAGCCUGCUGGGAGCCGGCUCCGUGCCUGUCCCGGUCCUUGCUCUGUUUCCUCUUCGCCAUCGGCUCUGUCUUUCUGCCCCGGGAUGCCGCCCAACCUCACCGGCUAUUACCGCUUCGUGUCCCAGGAGAACAUGGACAAUUACCUGCGUGCUUUAGAUAUCAAUGUGAUCUUGCGAAAAGUGGUUUGCCUUUUGAAGCCUGAUAAAGAGAUUAUCCACACGGGAGAUCACAUGGUGAUCCGCACAAUCACUUCCCUGCGAGACUAUGUUAUGGAUUUUGACCUGGGAGUCCAGUUUGAGGAAGACUUGGGACCUGUGGAUGGACGCAAGUGCCAGACAACUGUAUCCUGGGAGGGGGAUCAGCUGGUGUGUGAGCAGCUGGGAGAGAAGAGGAACAGAGGCUGGAGGCACUGGCUGGAGGGGGACCAGCUGCAUCUGCGCAUGACCGCUGAAGACGAAGUGUGUGUCCAGGUUUUCCAGAAGGUGAAGUGAGCGCUCCGCCGAGGGAUGCCCAGCAUUGACAAAACAAAGCCCGAGGGAGCCGAGCUCCCUGUAUCA